AUGGUAAAUGAAAUAAACAUAUUAUUGCUCGGUGAGACUGGUGUAGGAAAAUCUACGUUUAUAAAUGCUUUUGCAAAUUAUCUUAAUUAUGACAAUUUAACUGACGCACAAUCAGGAGAAAUGGAGGCAUUGAUCACAUCAAAAUUUACAAUGAUGGAUGAGAACUACGAGAUGAAAACAAUAAAAAUUGGUGAUGAUGAUCCAAACGAAAAUGCAGAUAACAGAGGAGCAUCAGCUACUCAAGGAUGUAAAAGUUAUCCGUUCCCUGUGGACGAUAAUAAAAUCAUAAGAUUGAUUGAUACUCCCGGUAUCGGAGAUACCAGGGGAAUUGACAAAGAUAAGGAAAAUUUUGAUAACAUUCUAAAGUAUAUUAGUUUCCACAAGUACCUGAAUGGGAUUUGUAUUCUUCUCAAACCUAAUAGUUCACGAUUGAAUGUAGUGUUCAGAUUUUGCAUCCAGGAAUUGUUGUCGCAUCUUCAUAAAAAUGCCAAGGACAACAUUGCUUUCUGCUUCACAAAUGCUAGAUCAACAUUCUAUCGUCCAGGAGAGACUUUGCCAGCACUCAAAAAACAACUUAAGGAUCUCGAAGACAGAUCUGGUGUUGAAAUAAAAACCAACAGAGAAACAAUGUACUGUUUUGAUAACGAAGCUUUUAGAUUUCUAGCAGCACUCAAAAAUGAGGUAAAGUUUUCAGAAACUGAUAGACAAAGUUUUGCAGAAAGCUGGAAAAAGUCUGCGGACGAGUCACAAUUGCUCUUUAAGCACCUUGCAACACGUAAGCCUCACAAAAUAGAAGAUACCUUAUCACUCAACAAUGCCAGAAAGAUAGUGUUGCUUCUUUGCAAACCUCUUGGAGAUAUAGGAAAACUAAUCCAGGACAACAUCAGCAUAAUCAGAGACGAACAAAAUAUGGUUGAAAAUUCUAGUAGAUCCAUAAAUGACCUUGAGAGAAAUAAGUACACCAAACAGAUAAAGCUUAUUCCAGAAGAGUUGGGGCACCCCAGAACGGUAUGCACCGAUGCCAAUUGCAUCAAGAUAUACAGUAUUGGUAACGUAAACAUGACAGAUCACAUAUCACAUUGUCAUAAACAUUGUUAUUUGAGUGGUGUUCAAACUGAAGUGAUAAACAAUCCAGCCUUGACACACUGCAGUGCUAUGAAAACUGAUGGAAAUUGUAAAAAAUGCUCCUGCCACUGGAGUAAACAUAUGCAUAUUACUUAUGAGAAUCGAACAGAAUUCAUAAGCGUCAUUGACACGAAUAUAGAACAACAGAUUAAGGAAAAGAAAUCGUAUCAAGAGAUAAAGCAAGCAGUUAUAGAUAGUAAAAGAAAGCAGAUCAAGAGCCUAGAAGAGGAACAGAAGAAAAUAACCACCAUUAGUGCCCAAUUUGCACAUUUUCUAAAACAGAGCGCAAUAGCUGCUUUCAAUGAUGCAUAUGCUGACUAUCUAGAUUAUCUCAUACACGUACAAAAAGUUAUAAGGGAUUCUAAAAAUGACAAUUACAACAAAGAAAUUCUUGAAGGGCUCGAAAAAUCAAAAAGCGAAUAUUUAACAAAGGUGAAGAUUUUAAAAGAAGCGAUGGAAAACGAUGAUUCUUCCAUGUCUACAAUCUCACCAGAAGAAAUAUCCGACUACGAACAAGAAUUGUAUAAUCUACCAUUGAAUGGUUCAUCGUUGAAAGAAUUAAAAGAAGCAGCAGAACGUGGUCAAAAUGCCUCGUUCAGAUACAAUGAAAGACCAUAUGUGCCCCGAAGAAAAAAUAGACUCUCAAGACUUUUGACUUUUUUCUCCUCCAGUCAAUGA
Molecule: messenger RNA, 1803 nt
Organism: Entrophospora candida
Lineage: Eukaryota; Fungi; Glomeromycota; Glomeromycetes; Entrophosporales; Entrophosporaceae
Source: the annotation of a GenBank genome assembly